Gallus gallus (chicken) is the source of this 3437-nucleotide messenger RNA. RefSeq names its product Sec23 homolog B, coat complex II component (gene SEC23B). The transcript has 19 exons. Gene Ontology annotation, cellular component: COPII vesicle coat; endoplasmic reticulum exit site. Bases 1113 to 3086 code for a protein of 657 amino acids. NCBI's taxonomy places the organism in Eukaryota, Metazoa, Chordata, Aves, Galliformes, Phasianidae. Gene Ontology annotation, biological process: intracellular protein transport; COPII-coated vesicle cargo loading; endoplasmic reticulum to Golgi vesicle-mediated transport. Gene Ontology annotation, molecular function: GTPase activator activity; zinc ion binding. The record is from RefSeq and is a predicted model, not a curated record.
GGGGGGUCGGAGAGGCUGGGGGGCGUUUGGUUUGUAUCUCGGCGUGCCUGGUGUCUCUAGGCUGGGUGGGUGGGCUGAGGACAGUUGGAUGAUGUUCAGCAUGACCAGGUGCUGGGUGCUGUGCUUUGGCCAAGGCAGCCCCAGGCAUCGCUGCAGGCUCGGGGCAGAGUAGCUGGAAAGACCUUAUUGCUCUCUACAGCUGCCUGAAAGGAGGUUGUGGUGAGGUGAGAGUCAGCCUCUUCUCCCAGGUAACAGCGAUAGGAUGAGAGGGAAUGGCUUCAAGUUGCACCAGGGAAAGUUCAGAUUGGAUAUAGGAAAAAAAUUCUUAGAAGGAGUGAUGUGGCAGAGGCUGCCCGGGGAUGUGGUAGAAUCACUAUCCUUGGAGAUGUUCAAGAAUCAUGGAGAGGGUGGCUCCGAGGGGCAUCAUUAGUAGGGGUGGGGGUGGUGGGUUGAUGAUUGGGUGUGAUGAUUGUAGUAGAGGUCUUUUCCAACCUUAAUUAUGGUUAUUCCUAAUUCCCCUUUAUCUCAGCAUGGUGCCUGGUAGCCUCUUUCUUUUGGAUAUACUGGAGUAUGUUGAAAGCCUUGCAUGCCUGGUGAGGUGUGUUGAAUGCUACCCACUGCUGUGGCUGCCAGAGCCUGAGGAGAGAGGUGUGUCCUCAGGGAAGCUGCUAAGCUGGAGAUAAUAGGAAAUGGGCAAUCCUUUUACCAUCCUAGAGAAUGUUAUGGUGAAUGGUGAAACUUAAACAAAGAUGCUGUUUAUGCUGGUGUUAUCAUCUGGGCUGUGGUGUUCACGUGAUUUCUUGCUUUCUAUACAUCCCCUUGCUCAUAGGCCAGCUCCAGUGUGAGUGUCAGUUUUCUUUGGAGUUUUGCUCAGAAAGUAAGAGGAAUAAUCUUUGUCACAGAGUCAUGUUACUAUCAUACUUCCUUGAUGCGUAGCUUUGGGCUGCAAAAAAAAGCAGAGAGAGGAAGUAGGAAGAGAUCAAACCCAUGAAGGAGGAAUAAGCCAAGUUGACUAUCGGGCCAAGCUCUGGGCUUGUAAUUUCUGCUUUCAGAGAAAUCAGUUCCCUCCAGCAUAUGCAGGCAUAUCUGAAGUCAACCAACCAGCUGAACUUAUGCCUCAGUUUUCAACAAUUGAAUAUAUAGUGCAGCGAGGCCCGCAGACGCCAUUGAUCUUCCUGUAUGUUGUCGACACGUGCUUGGAAGAGGAGGACUUGCAGGCACUGAAGGAGUCCCUCCAGAUGUCCCUAAGUCUGCUGCCUGCUGACGCACUAGUGGGGCUUAUCACAUUUGGCAGAAUGAUUCAGGUUCACGAGCUGAGCUGUGAAGGGAUUUCUAAGAGCUACGUGUUUAGAGGCACUAAAGACCUGACAGCUAAGCAAAUACAGGAUAUGCUUGGGCUUUCAAGGCCAGCUGUCCCCAUUCAACAGGGAAGGCCUCUUCAAGCUCCAGAGCAGCCUGUUAUUUCAAGCAGGUUCCUGCAGCCAGUACAUAAGAUUGACAUGAAUUUAACAGAUCUCCUUGGAGAACUUCAAAGGGACCCAUGGCCAGUGACCCAGGGAAAGAGGCCUUUACGUUCUACUGGAGUAGCUCUUUCGAUUGCUGUUGGCUUGCUAGAGGGCACAUUUCCAAACACAGGAGCCAGAAUAAUGCUAUUUACGGGUGGUCCACCAACGCAAGGACCAGGCAUGGUGGUGGGAGAUGAAUUGAAAACACCCAUUCGUUCUUGGCAUGACAUAGAGAAGGACAAUGCAAGGUUCAUGAAGAAGGCCACCAAGCACUAUGAGACUCUGGCCAAUCGCACUGCUACCAAUGGGCAUUGCAUUGAUAUCUAUGCCUGCGCCCUGGAUCAGACUGGACUGCUAGAGAUGAAAUGUUGUGCAAACCUCACUGGAGGACACAUGGUGAUGGGAGAUUCCUUCAACACUUCUCUCUUCAAGCAGACCUUCCAGCGGGUGUUCAACAAAGGGCUCAAUGGGGAAUUUCGGAUGGCUUUUGGUGCAAAUUUGGAAGUGAAGACAUCCAGGGAGCUGAAAAUUGCAGGAGCUAUUGGACCGUGUGUAUCCCUGAACGUGAAAGGACCGUGUGUUUCUGAAAACGAACUCGGAAUCGGAGGAACAUCUCAGUGGAAAAUUUGCGGUUUGGAUCCCUGCACAACUCUGGCCAUUUACUUUGAAGUGGUAAAUCAGCACAAUGCACCAAUACCUCAGGGAGGCCGAGGGGCAGUACAGUUUGUCACUCAGUAUCAACACUCCAGCACGCAGAAACGCAUUCGUGUCACCACCAUAGCCAGAAACUGGGCAGAUGCACAAAGUCAGCUCCAGCACAUAGAAGCUGCAUUUGACCAGGAAGCAGCUGCUGUGCUGAUGGCACGGCUGGGAGUGUACAGAGCUGAGUCUGAGGAGGGACCUGAUGUACUGCGAUGGCUGGACAGACAGCUGAUCAGACUGUGUCAGAAAUUUGGACAAUACAACAAGGAUGAUCCCAACUCCUUCAGAUUGUCGGAAUCAUUUUCUUUGUAUCCCCAGUUCAUGUUCCAUUUGCGACGCUCCCCAUUCCUGCAGGUCUUCAAUAACAGUCCAGAUGAAUCUUCUUAUUACCGUCACCACUUUGCUAGGCAAGAUCUCACCCAGUCUCUCAUUAUGAUUCAGCCCAUCCUUUAUGCUUAUUCCUUCCAUGGACCUCCUGAGCCAGUGCUUUUGGACAGCAGCAGCAUUCUUCCUGACAGAAUCCUACUGAUGGAUACUUUCUUCCAGAUAGUUAUCUACCUUGGUGAGACUAUUGCACAGUGGCAGAAAGCUGGCUACCAGGACAUGCCUGAAUAUGAAAACUUCAAGCACCUACUGCAAGCUCCACUGGAUGAUGCCCAGGAAAUCUUGCAGACCAGAUUCCCAAUGCCACGUUAUGUCCACACUGAACAUGGGGGCAGCCAGGCCCGAUUCCUGUUGUCUAAAGUGAACCCUUCUCAGACCCACAAUAACCUCUAUGCAUGGGGACAGGAAUCAGGAGCCCCAAUCCUGACGGAUGAUGUCAGUCUGCAGGUGUUCAUGGACCACCUCAAGAAGCUGGCGGUCUCCAGUGCAGCGUGACUUGACUGAACCCAGAAGCACACAGAGGGAAGUUACGUAUAUCACGGUGAUGAUGGAAGUGGAACGAUUUAUUUACAUUGCCUUUUAGACUACGGUUUUUAAGUAUUAAAUGAAAUAAAUAUGUGGGGAGAGCUUAGUACUUUGCCCAUCUAGAUAUUAAUUUAUUUGUAUUCCUUUUUAUCUCUGUUGUUUACGCUACUUUUCUCAUACUGUAUCGGGAGCCAAAGUAUGUUUUAUCAGGUGUAGAGCUUAGCAGCCUUAGCUUAAUGUGUAAUGAUCUGUGGUCUGAAGUGGUGGCUUUAGGCACCCAGGGGCUGAAUUAAUGGAAAAUAAAACGGGAUAAGAAAAGUA